Messenger RNA from Eleginops maclovinus (Patagonian blennie), 3874 nucleotides. It is a transcript of the gene gabrb3, whose product is annotated as gamma-aminobutyric acid type A receptor subunit beta3. Gene Ontology annotation, cellular component: synapse; plasma membrane; GABA-A receptor complex. NCBI's taxonomy places the organism in Eukaryota, Metazoa, Chordata, Actinopteri, Perciformes, Eleginopidae. The transcript has 11 exons. The coding region runs from base 120 to 1679 and encodes 519 amino acids. Gene Ontology annotation, molecular function: chloride channel activity; neurotransmitter receptor activity; extracellular ligand-gated monoatomic ion channel activity. The record is from RefSeq and is a predicted model, not a curated record. Gene Ontology annotation, biological process: regulation of membrane potential; chemical synaptic transmission; nervous system process.
CAAAGUUUGGAUGUGCAAUGCGGCGACCAUCAUCAUGUCCCUAAAGAUCAAAGCACCUGUGCUGCCUUCGCUCCGAGGACUCCCGGCCACGUGGAUGGAAAUCUGCAAGGUGUGAAAAGAUGCGGCUGUGGUGGAUUUUACUCUUUGCUUUCUGGAGUGUCUGCGGGGAACUGCCAUUCAUAGCGGAGAACAACGCGGCUAUGUUGGUCAACUGGGAUGCUGUUGACGGGAACAAAAACCUGUACGCCAUCUAUGACACAAGCGCCAACGAGCCGGGGAACAUGUCCUUCGUCAAAGACACCGUGGACAAACUGCUGAAAGGAUAUGAUAUCCGUCUCCGGCCCGACUUUGGAGGUAAACCCGUUGCCGUUGGAAUGAGUAUCGACGUGGCGAGCAUCGACAUGGUGUCAGAAGUCAACAUGGACUACACGCUGACGAUGUACUUCCAGCAGUACUGGAGGGAUAAGAGGCUGGCGUACCUGGGGAUCCCUCUGAACCUGACGCUGGACAACCGAGUGGCUGACCAGCUGUGGGUCCCCGACACCUACUUCCUCAACGACAAGAAGUCCUUCGUCCACGGAGUCACCGUCAAGAACCGGAUGAUCCGGCUGCACCCGGACGGCACCGUGCUGUACGGCCUCCGGAUCACGACGACAGCCGCCUGCAUGAUGGAUCUGAGGCGGUACCCGCUGGACGAGCAGAACUGCACUCUGGAAAUUGAGAGUUACGGUUACACAACAGAUGACAUCGAGUUUUACUGGAAAGGAGGCGACACCGCAGUGACCGGAGUGACACGAAUCGAGCUCCCUCAGUUCUCCAUCGUCGACUACAAGCUGGUGUCCAGGAACGUCGUCUUCUCCACAGGUGCCUACCCUCGACUGUCUCUGAGCUUCAAGCUGAAGCGAAACAUCGGGUACUUCAUCCUGCAGACCUACAUGCCCUCCAUCCUCAUCACCAUCCUGUCCUGGGUGUCCUUCUGGAUAAAUUACGAUGCCUCGGCUGCCAGAGUUGCAUUAGGGAUCACCACUGUCCUGACCAUGACUACCAUCAACACCCAUCUGAGAGAGACUCUGCCCAAGAUCCCGUACGUGAAAGCCAUAGACAUGUACCUGAUGGGUUGCUUCGUGUUCGUCUUCCUCGCUCUGCUGGAGUACGCCUUCGUCAACUACAUCUUCUUCGGGAGAGGCCCUCAGAUGCAGAAGAGGCUGGCGGAGAGGGCGCAGAAGGCCAACAACGACCGGGAGAGUUUAGACGGACCCAGGUCCCUUCUGGAAGGAGGCAAUUGCAAGUCUUCGUCCGUUAAACAGUCCAAUCAGGUUCACGGGCGGCGCCCCUCACGGAGGGUCGACUCCCAGGGGAACAUUUUACUGACAACCUUGGAGAUCCACAACGAGGUGGGCGGGAAUGAGAUCACCACCAGGGUGUGCGAGACCCACAACUCUUCCUCCAUGGUGUUCGACAACUCCGGGGUCCAGAACAGGAAGCCGAGCGGGCCGCGCCCCAGCCUCGAGGGGAACGUACAUCGGAGGAUAUCGCGUCUGCAGAGACGAUCCUCUCAGCUCAAAAUCAAAAUCCCAGACCUGACGGAUGUGAACGCUAUCGACAGGAUGUCACGGAUAAUAUUCCCCUUCAGCUUCUCCCUCUUCAACGUCAUCUACUGGCUUUACUACGUCAACUAACGCACUGGUGUUGUUUUUCUAAACCCACGCUGUGUCAUUUCUUUAUGUGAGGAACAUCAUACUAAAACAUCUUUUAUCAUAGCUGGACUUUGAUGACAGAGACAGAUUCAAAGUCACGAUGAUUUAACUGCAGAAGAUGUAUUUUACAAAGACUUUGCUGAACUGUAUCUCUGCUCUAUGAGGAGCCGGGACCUGUCUUUGCAGUACUGUUCAUCAGACAGAGUUCGGGUGUGGGGUCGAUGAUACUCAAUGCUUUCCUACUGGACCAGACAGCUGACGAAGACUCUUACCAUUAUUGGACUUUAUUACAGCUGUAUGUCAGUCUGCACAAGGACACAUAUGAUCGUGUAAACAGAGACUCUGAGUUUAUGGAACUAGAUUCAAAGGAAUUGUUCAACAUUUUGGGGAAUUCACUUAUUCCAUUUCCUGCAGUAAGCUAAAGUUAAACAUCCGAUAGCUCCAACCUGUGAUGAUGUUGGUGAUUUUAUUGAACACAUUUAAAACUCAAAUUGAUGUGAAGAUCUAGCAAACUACAGUAUCUGCACAGCGUUCGGAGAUGGAGAGAAAAUGUUGGCAUAAGCUUAGCAUGUUGCUAACGUUAGCAAGCAGUUAUAAGCUAACCGCUGACACCAACAGUUGAAUGAUGAGAGAGAUCGUAACUUGGACGAUGUCGUUGUGUGUUCUGCUAACCUUAUCCACAGCCAUAAGUGCUUGGCUGCAGCUAGCAGAAGUUCAACUAGUAAAAAGAUGGAGAGACACUGCUGCUAGUACUUUAGCUUAUUGCUAACCAAUGUUGCGGCAAGUAUUAGCUAGGGCUGCGGCUAGCAAACGCUAAACUACUAGCAACAUUUUUCUGUAUGUGCGAUAUAGUAAGGCCAUCAUUAAACCCCAUCAUCUUCUCCCCCGCUAUAGCUACUUUUUCAUCAGGAUAUUUAAGAUUAUAAGCCCUGAGGUUCUCCAUUUUCUCUGCGUUAUAAGCAGUCGGGUAGAGUGAGUGACAUUCAGAGAAGCUGUCCAAUUUGCUUAUUCUGCUUCCACCUAUUAUCCCCCCACAACAUCAUGUUAGCUCACAGGAAAAGGGGGUCUUGUGCCAGCAGUUACUUAGCUUAGCUUAGCAGCACCACGCCGCUACAUUAGCAUAACAUCUGUAAGCAGGGGGAAACAUUUAAGCGUCUUCCCUAAAAUCUUGAACUCUGACUUUAAUUGGUUUUGGAGUCGGUGACUGCUUUCAGGUUCUUCAGUAGUGGACGCCGCCGGUACUGCUGAGUCUUUGCUCCGGUCGGUGGUUGAACACUGUUCAGUUGUCAACCUGAAACUUUGAUUUCACAGCGGAUGAAAUCCAUACCAGCAUUUUAUAAACUUCUCCUUCUUGUUGAGGUGUUGUUUUGUCAUCCACAGCCAAUAUUGAAAAGAUUAUUUUGACAUUUUGGGAAAUAAAUAAAUGCUUCUUUGGUUCUUACCACGAUUUUCAGUCAGUUAGCUUAGCUUAGCUUAGCUUAGCAUAACAGCCGGAAACAAGGGCCAGUUUAAGGCCGUAUAAAACAUCUAAAGCUAAUGUUUAACACGUUUAAUCUCAUUUAGUAAAGCUGUAUAUAAAUGGUAAACGUGCAAUAACUAUUCCUUGGCCGGACAUAGAGAUUGCCACUUCAUGUCCUUUUUAACAUUUCUAUGAUUUGGGAUUUGGCACAGAGCCAGGCUAGCUGUGUCCCUCUGUUUACAGUGUUUAUGCUAAGCUAAGCUAACCAUUUGCUGGUUGCAGCUUCACGUGAAUUGUCUCACUUCUGAUGAGAAAGUGCAUGAGAGUAUUCCCCAAAAUAUCAAACCAUUUACUCAACAUUUACAGCUACCCGUUUACCGUUACAUUUCCAUGUUCAAUGUCAUAUAUCCAACAGCAAGUGGAACAUUUAUGUGUGACAGGACCGUUUAUUCCCAAUGCUUUUAUAGCAAACAUGUACAAUAUCUCAUCAGUUUACACUACUUCACUCUUUGUGCUUUCAGGACUUCUGUCUCGAUCUUUUAUUGAGUUUGUGAGAUGCGUAUCAUAAUUCACAUUUUCUUUUUUCUUGGAGACUGGGGAGGCAUUUCUGCUCGUGUCAGAUUUCCAUCACGUUGUUGGUUCUGUGUGAAAUGUAAUGUACAUACUGUAACUACACAUUUUGUCUUCAGUUCACAUGAAUUACAAGCCUUUGUUGUCA